CUUAUUUGAUGUGUGGUGGAGACGUUCUUGAGAGCUGCCAUUUGAAUUUUUAAGAACUUAUUUGAUGUGUGGUGGAAAAGUUCUGUGGAUAAAAAAGGUGUCUUAUCAUCAUCUAAUCCCUUUGAACGGUGGCUUCAUAUCCUGCAAUCUGCUUUACCUAUUUUGAGUUCACAACUGAGUUUAGCGACCAUGGCAGCUCUUUCCAUUUCUUCAGCUACAGCAGUACCAUCCUCCAUCAACAAGCAGUUAUCCUCUUGCAAUAGUGGGAUUUUCGCUCCUUUGGCGUUGAAGAAACAUGGGCAGGUGCAUGGGAGCUCAAGGAAAGAGGCAGCUAAAAUUAUUUGUCAAGCUGCAAACAUCGCUGCGGAUCGGGUGCCUGAUAUGGGCAAAAGAAAACUGAUGAAUCUGCUGCUGUUGGGAGCCAUUUCUCUGCCCACAGCCGGGAUGUUGGGUCCAUAUGCUCUCCUCUUUGUCCCUCCCCAAUCUGGAGGUGCUGGAGGGGGCCUUGUUGCUAAGGAUGCCUUAGGAAACGAUAUCACUGCUACUGCCUGGCUCAAAACUCAUUCUCCUGGUGACAGAACGCUAGCACAAGGUUUAAAGGGAGACCCAACUUAUAUUGUGGUGGAGAAAGAUGGGCAAUUGGCCACAUAUGGAAUCAAUGCUGUGUGCACUCAUCUGGGUUGUGUGGUGCCCUGGAAUAAGGCAGAAAACAAGUUCAUCUGCCCUUGCCAUGGCUCUCAGUACAAUUUCCAGGGCAAAGUUGUCCGUGGACCAGCGCCCCUGUCUUUGGCAAUCACGCACGCAGAUGUUGUGGAUGACAAGAUAGUGUUUGUUCCAUGGGUGGAAACCGAUUUCAGAUCAGGAGAAGACCCCUGGUGGUCUUAGGAUGUCUUGAGACGGAGAACCGGGUUUUUUAAAUAUAUACUAGUUCAUUUGAAUUGUAAAACAUUUCUUCUGUAAGGACUGACCUAUUGCCUGUAAUCCAUGUAAGCAACUUCCCGAAUUUUGCAAUAAUAGGUUCAACCUGCCAGACCUCAAUUGAAUUGUUCUAAUUCCUUUAGAAAUAAAAAGAAAAGGUUGAUUGGUCCUCAA
This is a messenger RNA of Cryptomeria japonica (Japanese cedar), 1092 nucleotides long. Its product is annotated as cytochrome b6-f complex iron-sulfur subunit, chloroplastic. The transcript is spliced from 5 exons. Gene Ontology annotation, molecular function: 2 iron, 2 sulfur cluster binding. Lineage: Eukaryota; Viridiplantae; Streptophyta; Pinopsida; Cupressales; Cupressaceae. Gene Ontology annotation, cellular component: plasma membrane. The coding region runs from base 190 to 885 and encodes 231 amino acids. The record is from RefSeq and is a predicted model, not a curated record.